Messenger RNA from Sphaerulina musiva SO2202, 1535 nucleotides. Its product is annotated as ubiquitin-conjugating enzyme. The transcript has a single exon. The record is from RefSeq and is a predicted model, not a curated record. The coding region runs from base 287 to 1051 and encodes 254 amino acids. Gene Ontology annotation, molecular function: protein binding. NCBI's taxonomy places the organism in Eukaryota, Fungi, Ascomycota, Dothideomycetes, Mycosphaerellales, Mycosphaerellaceae.
CACCACACCAGCAUUCAACUCACUCGUCAUUCACGACAUUCUCAUCAAUAAUCCGUCAGGAAUUGGUUGACUGACACCGCGCAAGCUGACUUGCCUUACCUAUUCCCUUCCCUUCGCUUCGCUUCCCUUACCUUCUUUCUCAGCUCGCCCGGACGCACUUGAGCCUCGACUGAGGCAGUCUUUCUCUUUCUCUCCUUGAUCUCCGCCCUCUCUGUGCUCUUCCACACCCCCACGUACCACCGAAGAACGACGACGACGAAAACACCACCACCACCCCACCUUCGCCAUGGCCACCAACCGGACUCGGCGUCUGCAGAAAGAGAUAGCGGACAUCAUCAAGGACUCACACUCUGGCAUAAGAAUCACUGAUCCGCAGGGAAACAGCGAUAUAUCUGACUUCACCCGCUUCACUGGCUCCUUCACCGGUCCGCCAGACACUCCCUACGAAGGUGGCUUAUAUCAGAUCGACAUCCGGAUAACGGGCGAGUAUCCUUUCAAGCCCCCCGAGAUGAGAUUCCUGACCAAGAUCUGGCAUCCCAAUGUCAGCUCUCAAACGGGAGCCAUCUGCUUAGACACCCUUGGUACUGCUUGGUCGCCCGUCUUGACGCUGAAGAGCGCCCUGAUCUCACUGCAAAGUCUGCUGAGCUCGCCAGAACCCAAGGACCCUCAAGAUGCAGAAGUUGCCAGUAUGCUACUUACGCGUCCCGAGCAGUUCAAACAUGUCGCGAGGGAGUGGGCCAUCUUAUACGCCCAUGCUCCUCCGCCACGCCCCGGUACCGGGAAAGGUGGAGCAAGUAGUUCGUUGGACGAGAAAGAGCAAAAGAAGGCCGAGGACAAGGCGGAAAAGCAGAGAAAGGAAGCUGCACGAGUGGCUAGCUACCAUGGUUACAACCAACGCAUGAUUAACCAGUUCACCGAAAUGGGGUUCGGAGUCGAGCAGAUUGUGGCAGCCUUCGAAUGGGUGGGCAUUGACAAGGCUGAUGGGGAGUACUACGAGCUGGAGGAAGAAUAUCUGGGCGAUGUUACUGCCAAACUGUUCAAUGAGACCUGAUGAGGGCAGAAGACGCUGGACGCGAGCAAUCCUUGGCUUCUCCGAACAGGGAGCUGGACAAGCUGCUCGACAAAGCAGUCGCAGAAGUUGAGCCUGAAAGCUCUUUCGUGGCACGGCCCAUUUUCCACUUUGCACACUUUCCAUGAGGACCGACCCUCACUACCUGAACUUAUAUUAGCGAUCGAACUGUCAAGUAGCAUAGCACGGUACGGCAUGGCGAGGCAAGGCAAGGCGUUGGGGUAACAUGAAUGAUGAAAACUGCCCACAUGGCUGGCUCCGCAUACGAGGGAGAAAACUACUCGUUUCCCGUGCUAGCAUCUUACUCUGCUUACACUCUCUCGAUGAACCUACUCUCCACUCGUUCGUUCAUCGUCGACCAUGCUAAUAUGACCUCCACCGUGAGACAUCUGGGAGUAAGUCAAACAGAGACCUGAGCAUCAAACAUGAAUCGGCCAAAUGUGUCUCAGUGACAACCACGAUUCCU